Messenger RNA from Sphaeroforma arctica JP610, 1437 nucleotides. RefSeq lists its product as hypothetical. The transcript has a single exon. Lineage: Eukaryota; Ichthyosporea; Ichthyophonida. The record is from RefSeq and is a predicted model, not a curated record. The annotation marks the transcript as partial.
AACCCUGUCAUCCGCUCGCUUGUGCGUUCAAUGCUCAUUAACGAGCCGCACGACCGGCCCACUAUGAAGUUCAUACUGGCGCGUAUGCCCAAGCCGCCCUCUCUGGUACCCCCCCGCCUACACACACCACCCUCUCAGCUCAAUAGCAAAAGCACAGCCAAGCUCUCGUACUACAAAUCAGCCGAUUCCCUGUCGAGCGACGAGGAUUUGCCCUGGUCCAAGUCCAGUUUCAGGAUACGAGGUGCAGAUCAUUCAGGUGCAUCUCUGGAUAGUCGUAUCUCUGGGAGUCCUGGGGAACCAUACAUUUCCACAGGCCAUUCGUUUGGCAAUCUGAAUAGCUUUUUACAUUCCGAUCCGGAUGCGCAACGGAACCAAUUUUUGCCUACAGCCGGGCUAGAUACAGACACGGGGUGUCCCAAUAUGGUUACGGGGUGUCCAAAUAUAGACACCAAAAGCGCGGCAACAAGCGUGCAUGGGGGUGGCGCUGGGGUGCUUAGUAAGGCCGUAGUCGAUAUCGGUGUUCAGGUCGAACUAAACGAUGUGAACCAAAACAACAACAACAACAACAACGACGACGACAACAAUAAUAAUAGAAUCAGCAAUACCACGAGAAAUAACAAUGACACUAGAAAUAGCAAUGACACCGACACGCAUCUGCCCCUACCUACCACUGCACACGAGCGAUUCUCUGAAAUGACCAGUUCACCACGCACCAGGGCUGCCCUGCAAGCGAGCAAGCGCACGCCCACCACAACGCCACUGAGAGACACGCCUGCACACACCCACACACAGGCACACACACAGACACACACACACCCAUACACAAACGCACACAGACGCACGCAAACAGAUAUGCACGCACACACACACCCACACCCACACUCUAUCGCCCUUCAAACGUGUGAUACGGAGAACGGGCAUGAACUCAGGCUGAGCUUAACAGAAGGUACAAAGUAUAGUCAGUCAUCGGACAUCUCUGAGCGCCUGCAACAGGCACACGGCACGAGUGGCCGGGGUGUGGGCGCAGAUUCACCUCACGGUGGGGCAACCAGCACUCUGGCCAACGGGACAACCGGUGCAGGCACAAACCAAGGCGCAUACCAAGGGCCUCUGGCCUGUGUACCUACACCAGACUUCCAGCGCACUGUAUCAUACACCCCACCCCCAGACGGAACCGUCACAGCCCGGCCAUUCAGCACGCCGACACGCCCCCAGGAAACAGUGCAGCGCAGCAGCCACGAGUACUUGGAACGGCAACGGGUGCAACGCCAACAUAUCAAUCAGUUUUUGAAGGGCGCGGGGGGGGAUACGGACGUGGCCCGGUUGUGGGAGAGUCUGGAGAACGCGCGCAAGAGGGGUCGGGACAGCACACACAGGGCACGCGCGUAUCGCAUGCGGAGCUUCUCGGUGGAUAGUGUGCCUACCACUCCUAGGUAG